AUGCGCUCCAUCAAAGUCGCGCUAGUUUUCGUGCUACUCUACGCUCUAACUCUGACCAGCGCUCUGCUGAAAGUAAUAGUUGAUUUCGACCGUUGGGAAACCAUAAAUGGAUCGGACAUCUUUAACAUGGAAUUGUUGCGUGUACGAAAAUUCAACCGAACGGUAUCCGUGCUCAACGGAACUGGGAUAUUGUUGGUUGAUCUCGGAGAUGAGUAUGAGUACGGCGUGAGCUUCGCGCGCAGCGCCCAGGGAAACAACCAGUACAAUGAGUACCCGAUGAAGCUGGCAUCGCGCCCAUUUUGCGAGUUCAUCAGGACUCACUACCGCGACUACCAGCACGUAUUUGUGAACUUCACCAAUCUCCCGUUCAUACCACCGGAAGGGUUGUGUCCCUUUCCGAAAGGCGAAUAUUGGGUGAAGGAUGCGUACAUCGAUUCGUCCGUGAUUCCGAUCGUCGUACCGGAGGGAUUCUGGAGGGCAACCACCGACUUGCGGGUCAAGAAAACGGGUGUGCUCGCUGCACGAGGAGCGAUGUACGUGAAAUUAACGAAAGAAUUGGUUUAA
Messenger RNA from Anopheles cruzii, 564 nucleotides. RefSeq lists its product as uncharacterized. Bases 1 to 564 code for a protein of 187 amino acids. The record is from RefSeq and is a predicted model, not a curated record. NCBI's taxonomy places the organism in Eukaryota, Metazoa, Arthropoda, Insecta, Diptera, Culicidae. The transcript has 2 exons.